This is a messenger RNA of Parnassius mnemosyne (clouded apollo), 486 nucleotides long. NCBI's taxonomy places the organism in Eukaryota, Metazoa, Arthropoda, Insecta, Lepidoptera, Papilionidae. The record is from the annotation of a GenBank genome assembly.
AUGACUGCCACUGAAUUCUUGACUUAUAUGGAUCAUUUCAUAAAAUUUUCUAAACCCACCACAGAAGAACCGGUGUUGCCAUUAUUGGACAAUCACUCCUCACACGUUGACAUUAACGUAGUAGAAAAAGCUAAAGCCAACUCCAUCAUUAUGUUGUCAUUUCCCCCUCACUGCACCCACAUGCUGCAACCUCUGGAUGUUGGCGUCAACGGGCCUUUUAAAGCAUACUGUGCUAAAGCCCAAGAUAAUUGGCUCCGUAACAACCCAGGCAAAACGAUGUCAAUCUACGAAAUUCCUGGAAUUGUUAAAACAGCAUGGCCUUUAGCAGCAACCCCUACAAAUAUUAUAAACUCAUUCAAAAAUACUGGAAUAUGCCCUCAUAACCCUGAUAUUUUUACAAGCGAUGAUUUUGCUCCAUCUUUCGUGACAGAUCGACCAUUUUUAGAAGUUUUUGUCCUUGAUUGUGUAUCUAGUUUUUUUUUUUAG